CACAAGAUUUCCGCAUUUCGUUGAUUUUUCCAUGGGAAGAUGGCGACCGUCACAACGGCCACCUCAGAGUGGAUCCAGUUCUUCAAAGACUGUGGGAUCCCCCCUGGACUGGCUGUCAAUUAUGCCAUGUCAUUUGUUGAUAACAGGAUCCAGAAGAACAUGCUCAUGGACCUCAGUAAGGAGAUAAUGAUGGACUUGGGUAUUACAGUCAUCGGGGACAUCAUAGCCAUUCUCAAACAUGCCAAGCAUGUGUAUAGACAGGAUAUGUGUAAAAUGGCAAGUGAGGCCAUUUCUUCUGGACAGACUAGUGUACAGGCUGAACUGAGACGUACUGCUAACACUCCUGCCACACGCAUGAUUGCCAAUGCUUUGAGCCGGGACUCCCCACCAAGCACGCCUGCUCGGCGCCCUGACAACCGAAUAUCAGUGACGGUCUCCAAUACGAGUGCCAAAACAGUGCCCAGCCAACCAGCAGAAGAAAAUGGUUUGCAAGUGAAGCGCCGGAGGGUAACUAAAGAAAUUGAGGGGAAAUACAUCAUAAACAUGCCAAAAGGCACAACAGAUUGCACUCAAUGCAUCCUUGCAAUGCAGGACAAGAAAGCCAAGGUUCUAAAGCGUACCUCAGUGUUUGAUAGACUUGGGGCAGAGUCUAAAGCAGACAUUACAACAGUCAAUAAGCAACCAACUGGUGUGUUUAGCCGACUUGGCGAAGCAGAUAAGGUUGUGGGAAAGACUGGAGUUGUCGCUGAUAGUUUUGAGAAUGAUGACAGUGAUGGUGAGGGGUCAGUGCUUCAGUAUGCCGGUGUCCUAAAACGGUCAUCUCCUUCCUCCAAAAAAGAGACUGUAACCCCCAAAUCUAAACCCCUCACCCUACGUCGGCUAGGGACCAAGUACAAACUUCCCUUAUCUGAGAGUACACCACCUAUCUCUUCUACCUCCUCGAAACAGGAGGGGACACCCAAACUGGGUGUAUUACAGCGACUGGGCAAGGCUCCCUCAGUCAACCCUACCUCUUCAACCUCUUUUGUCAGUCAGUCUGCAGAUACCCAAGACAGUCACGUCACAAGUAGCAGAAGCAAGGCCCAGGGCAGCUUUGCUCUGGCCAGCCCUAAGGUCACCAGUAGUACAGGUGACUGUCAUGGGGCUCAGAUGGACGUUGGAGCAGUCAGUGUAUUCAAGAGACUGGGCGCCAGGAAACCCUAGUGCAAAGAAACUUUUUAUCCAACUUCCCCUUUUUAAAUCCUAUUUGCCCACCUGAGCCUCACUCUCAGGGUACCCAAUUUCCAUGUGAGAGUGUAGAGUGGAUAAACUCUAUGAUGACCCCCUGUUGGUUUGGAAAGUGCUGUUGCUCAUACAGGGUUAUGAUAAUGGUAAUAGUUUAAGGGACAGUUACAAUAUUAGUUGUAUUGGUGUGGAAUGAAGCCCUGUAUAAUCUGCUUAAAUAUCAAGCUGCGUACCUCAUGUUUGGUUAUGUGAAUCAUACUCUCCAUCACUCCUACUUUUAUAGCUACUCUCCUGAGUGAAAUGUUUUUACCAGAUUACAAAAUUUUUCCAAAAUUGUAUAAUGCAUGCCACCAAGCGUCAGAUGCCUGAAAUGUUGAUUUUUACUAUAUGAGCCAAGAGCUCUAAUUGAAAGCAUGUUCUGUGUUUACCACAAGCACCUCAGUUUACAGAAUUGUCCUUGAAUAUGGUCCAGUAAGCUCCUCUUCAACCCUCAUUUGCCUCCCUGAUUUCAGCUAAUAUUUCGAAUUAAGACGACACCUUUAAAUGGCUUAAAACUGCACAUAUCCUUUAAUGUGCCUUUUAGACUUAUUUUGAACUGUUGAAGACACAAAUUAUCAGCAUGUUAAAGAGCCCCUUCUAUAAAAUUUCCUAAUUUGAAAUGCCAUCCAGUGGAGCAUUGCUAUGUUAAGUGUUACUUGGACAAGUAAAGCUGAAAUAAUAUUGGUAGUUGCAUGCUGUUACCAAGCAACAAACGUGGAGGUGGACCUUUGUGUAUUGUGUAUGUUUGCACCUCAUUAUACAUGCUCAAUACAGCAGCCACUAGUAAUCCUUUUGUAAUAUGAAUUCACCUUCACUUUAUUUUUUAUGUUAUGUUUCCCGUUUAUAUAUAUUAAUUUGAAACAUCUCGAAAGAACUUUGUUACAUUGUACAGAUUUAAGGAAUAAUAACAGAAAACAAUUAAA
Messenger RNA from Xyrauchen texanus (razorback sucker), 2186 nucleotides. RefSeq lists its product as uncharacterized. Bases 40 to 1203 code for a protein of 387 amino acids. Gene Ontology annotation, cellular component: nucleus. The record is from RefSeq and is a predicted model, not a curated record. The transcript has 8 exons. Lineage: Eukaryota; Metazoa; Chordata; Actinopteri; Cypriniformes; Catostomidae.